AUGCAAGUAGAUGUCCCUUCGUCAAAUCCUAGGCCUCUACCACAGCCGGGAUGCCACCUCUCUCACCAAGUGCCCGUCUUGCGCAUGAUCCAACCUCAUUCUAUCCCAUUUACAUCCUGGCAUUGUCUGACAACACCGCUCGAAGACAAACAUUUCCAAGCUUUUGGCAAGGCCGAUUUGGACGUAUGGGCAGCCCCUCUCUUUGAGGUUCAUGGUGUGUAUGCAGUUGCUCAAGCCAAGGCAAGCAAAUCGGCUUUGAAGUAUGGGAAAACACGCAUUGCGAUCCUUGCAAAGCACCAUGAUGUUCUCGACCGAGUCGCUCAGCUCAUCUCGGAGAACAAUGCACACUAUCAUGCCCUGCUUGCUUUCGCAAUCUUCAGUCCUUUGGAUCCAUUCUCCGGGAAAGAAGUGGCAUCAUAUUCCUGGGUAUCCAAGGUUGACCUUCACUUCAUGGGUUGUGUUUGGGAGAGUGUCCCAUUUGAGGAGCUUUGCUCAAGACUUCUCGCAGAUGCGCCGCUGGUCCUGACAAAUGACAACGUUGGCGAAGAACUCCUUUAUCAUGGAUUUGAUCUGCUCGUGUCAACUGAGGCUCAAGCCGCCCUGAGGAAUGUAAAGCUGCAUUCCUUUGAUUUCAGCCCACAUGUCCUCAAUGCUUGGUAUGACACAAUGCCGUUGCAAUUCAAGAGUUAUGGGGUGACUCCUUUUAUGUUCGUUGCAUGUGCAUAUGAUUCGGCUCUGUUCAAGGGAAGGAAAGCAUUCAUGGCGGAAAUCUGGCGGACCGAGUCAGUUAUUGACGCUGCUCUUCGGAAUCUCAUGGAGUAUCUCUGCAAGAACUCCCAAGACGUCAUUUGCAGAGAGUCGAAGGAGAAGACAGAAUCAUUUCAGUAUCUCAGAGGGCAACGAAAAUGGCGACUCACCGUCGACACUGCCAUCAAGGAUUAUUGUCCUUACUUCAAGGUGAAACCAGGAACCCUGCUGCCCCGUCCAACUGUGAAUCCAGUGUAUCAAUCACCACCCAUCCUGCAGGAUCCCUCCACCCCUCCACCCUCUCGAGUCCCAACCUCUCCCGAUGCUGACUCCGAUGUUCCAUUGGCUGAUCAGCAAGGAGCAGAGCUCCUUUUCAUUCGGGAGGAGGUGCCAGGUGCAAAUGCGGAUGAACUAGGUGAUACCGUUGCCUCCGACUUGGCGGGUCUCACCGCAAUGGACACCGAUGAGGACAGUCUCGAGCCAGUUGACACAGAGUCAGGCACGUCAGGGAUUAUUGGCUUGCGUGGUGGCCCCUUGACUGUGAAUCAACGGGAAAUCAUUCAGAAACUGGUGAACCAGCACAUCAGUACACUGAUAGAUUAUGCGAAGCAGUGGAAAAAAUCUCCAGAUCUCGAAUACGAUGAUCAUAUGAAAGACCUUGGUGGGAAGACUUCACCUGGCUGGAAGGCAUGGGCAAGCGGAGUCAUCGAACAGCAAAAUGAGAGCAACAAAGGAAUCCUCCAGAGGCUGGCCUCUGAUCCACACGUUCAAGCGAAGAAUAUGAAUCUUUAUAUGAGUCGCAUUGCUAAAGAUUUGGCAUGGGCCAGGCCAAAUGGUAUUCACAUGGCGCUUGUUGUCAUCUCCACAACAGAUCAUCCUGUGAUGCACAGUGCAAAUGGUGUAAUUACAAACUCCCGUGCUAUCGAAGCCUUCUUUAAAUCUCUUUCUGGCUCGAACACAAUACUCAUCAAACGGAUGCGCGAGUUUAUAGCGAAUCAUGAUGGUGUGUCUGAAGGGCCUCAAGGAGGAACAUUUCACCCACCGCCGACGCCUAAGACCCAUGAUGAGUGUAGGUCCUCGCUUCGGUUACAUCUUGUCGAACACCUGCCCUCUUCUAUCAUGGGUGCUAACCCUAUGGACAAGAAAUUCCCCUGGGGACAGCUACCAGCCAAGCUGCUUCAGGCACACUCUUGUCUCACCCAGUGGCCCGAUGACAAAAUGUUCAAUUAUUACAAGCUUUUCAAGGAACAUUCUGUCAAGCUGGUUUCGGAUGGGGUAUUCAAAGCACUCUGGUGGCAGAUCAUGAAGCUUCCACCUGAUCAGAGACCUAAGGUUUGCCCAUUAACUGUGCAGGAUGAUCAGGCCGCUGUCAUCUCAAGCGUUUCUGGUGCGACCUUGGUCUCUGUUUCGCAGGCCCAACAUCCAAUGUGGACGCAUGCGGGGCCAAUCAGAGAUGAGGAUGUAGAGAUGGAUGAAAUGCCCACAUCUGUUCCAUCGACAUCCAUGCCACGGAAGCGCAGUGCUACGGACCCUGUUGGUCGGCCCGCUCCCAAUGAAUGA
Molecule: messenger RNA, 2307 nt
Organism: Cantharellus anzutake
Lineage: Eukaryota; Fungi; Basidiomycota; Agaricomycetes; Cantharellales; Hydnaceae
Exons: 3
Coding region: 1-2307 (768 amino acids)
Source: RefSeq, a predicted model, not a curated record